This is a messenger RNA of Cucurbitaria berberidis CBS 394.84, 1059 nucleotides long. RefSeq lists its product as uncharacterized. Bases 1 to 1059 code for a protein of 352 amino acids. The record is from RefSeq and is a predicted model, not a curated record. The transcript is spliced from 3 exons. NCBI's taxonomy places the organism in Eukaryota, Fungi, Ascomycota, Dothideomycetes, Pleosporales, Cucurbitariaceae.
AUGGCCGAUAUCGCCCUCUGUGAUCAGGGCACUAUGGCGACGAUAAACGCACCUGAGCUGGACCACGCUUACGUCUACAACGCGCUCCGAAAAAUUGAGCUUAUGAAGCAUGUCCGAAAGCAACCGCUUCCUAGACGAGAGCUGCCAAGGCGAGAGGAAGGGUUGACAUCGACUAUGUGUUCUAGCCAAGACAAGGCCAGGAAGCCCUCAUACUGGGACCAUCUCAGUUAUAAGCACACUUUAUUCUCACGUAUCGAAGAGGCUGAAGCGAAAUUAUCAGACGAGAUCGAUGUGCACAUCAAGCCCUACGCUGCGCUCAGAUGCUAUGCCAUUUGCGACGACAUGCAAUGCAAGCUACCGCGUGAAAUACGAGAGAUGAUCUACGACUCGCUCAUAGUCGACCGUCUGGUGUCCAUUGACGAGGAAGAUUUCAAGCCCAUCAAAGAACUGGAAGCGACGAGACCUUUGCUUUCAAAUUGCAAAUAUCUCCUAGACCCUGCUUUUGCCGACCCAGCCACGAAAUACGAGGUACUUGAAUUCUGGUACAAGUCGUGCACCUUUCAUUUCGAAAGCGAAGGGUUUGUCAACAAGCUAGUCGAACAAGACUUCUGGGACCUUCAGUUGCCAGUAUACGAUCUUGUGAAGAAAAUCGCCGUUCAAGUCUGGUAUCCCGAAGUGCUCCGGAAAACGGAAGCCAGAUAUUACAACAAUCGUGCAAUUGCAUUGAAAGAACUAGAAUGUCUCUUUGCUCUUAAGCCGCGUACUCAUAUCACGCUGAUACUACCCACGGAAAAGUCUCGCGCCAUUUGGGAUUAUACUGAUGAGGAUAUUCAACUACUUGUGUCAUUUUACAGUGAGGUGUUCCCUUUGGCGGAGAGGUUGAUUGACUCCGGGUACCGUCUGAGCGUGGAAGUGGACCCUGCACUCAGUUUUGAUGUCACCAAGGCUGAGCUCAGCGAUGAAUUUUGGGUACAGAUGAUAAGUAAAAAAGUCUUGGAAGAGAAAGAUAACGAACAGGAGCAGGAAGACAGCGAACAGGAAGAGGAAGACAACGAAUAG